Molecule: messenger RNA, 594 nt
Organism: Prunus mume (Japanese apricot)
Lineage: Eukaryota; Viridiplantae; Streptophyta; Magnoliopsida; Rosales; Rosaceae
Source: RefSeq, a predicted model, not a curated record
AUGGGAUUUGAUGGCACUGCUUCCCUUGUUUUUGAAUUCAUGGAGGGCAACUUAUUGCAAUUUAUGCAACUGCACAAGAAGAGAUUCAAUGAGGCACAAAUCAGGAAUGUGUGUCAUCAAAUUCUUCUUGGGCUAGAUCACAUGCAUAAGAAUGGGUGGUGCCACCGUGACCUCAAACCGGAAAACUUGUUGGUGAAGCAAGGUGUGGUCCAGAUUGGGGAUUUGGGUUCUGCUAAGAAGAUUCAGCCGGACAUUCCUUUCAAAGAUUAUGUCACAACUCGCUGGUACAGAGCCCCGGAGGUGUUGCUGGGCUCACCCUUCUACGAUUCCAAGGUUGAUAUGUGGGCUGUGGGUGUAAUCUUGGCUGAGAUGUUCAACCUCCGCCCUCUACUUACGGGUAACAAUGCGGAGGAGCAGCUGUUUUGGAUUUGUAGUGUGCUAGGCAGCCCAACCAUGAAGUCAUGGCCUGAAGGGCAACUUCUUGCAGGGCCGGUUGAGUAUCAGUUUCCACAGUUUUCUGGGUUUGGUCUCUCAUUUUGCAUCCCAUCUGCCAGUGAGUCUGCAAUUCAGCUUAUUACUUCCCUUCUUUCUUAG